AUGGUCUCGACCCCGGAUGCAACAGCUGGAACAGCGAUUCCAUCGCCGGAGAGCCCAUCUCCGAGGGCAGCUGGUUCGACAAGCUCAUCCCCAAGGAGCACCAACGAGCCCGGCUCAGGUGCCAUAGCUGCCGACCCUGUCUUCGAAAAUGAGGACUUGACUGAAGCUGAGACGGAGAGUAUUCGUACCGCCUCAACUGCUUCAAUUAGCGAGAGUAUCACGGAAUAUCGUCGCAUUCUAGGGCGCACAUAUACCCAGAAAACCGACUAUUGGGGGCCAAAUGAUGAGAAGCAGAAUGAAGGGCUCGAUCUUGCACACUAUCUGGAACUUUUGUUUUUCGACGAUAAGCUUUUCUUAGCACCCAUCGGUAAAACUCCUCAUAGAGUCCUAGACGUUGGAACAGGCACUGGAAUCUGGGCAAUCGAUUUUGCGGAUGAGUUUCCUUCAGCCGAUGUCAUUGGAGUUGACAUAUCACCUAUCCAACCUGGUUGGGUUCCGCCAAACUGCAAAUUCCAAAUCGACGACAUCGAGGAGCCGUGGACCUGGCCUCGAGAACACUUCAAUUACGUUCAUAUCCGUCACAUGGAAGCGGCUGUUUCUGACUGGCCAAGGUUGUACAAGCAAUCAUUCGAUCACCUCGUACCUGGUGGAUACAUUGAACUAAAUGAAUGGGAUAUUGAAGAUCACUCUCAAGCUCUAAGGGAUGAUCUGCCGCAAGACCACAUUUAUAGGAGGUGGGCGAAGACUAUCUUCGAGGCCACUGAUAGACUGGGCAAGACCGCAAAGCAGACCAGGAACCACGGCGUUGCAAACGCCCUGCGGGAUGCCGGGUUUGUUGAUGUCGUGGAAAAGAGCUGGCCUUUCCCAAUCGGCGGCUGGGCAUCAGACCCUAAGUUGAAAGAAUGUGGCGCCGUCAAUCUGGAAUAUCUCGACCAGUCACUCGAAGGAUUUGGGUUCUUCUUGCUGCGACAAAUUAUGGGAUGGGAAGAUGCGGAAAUUCUUGUGUUCAUCAGCGAAAUGCGGAAGGCUUUGAGGGAUCUCAAGCUUCAGACAUAUCUAAGACUACACGUGGUCUAUGGACGGAAGCCUACGGAGGAAGAAGUCUCUGGCGAGCAAGUCGUUGCCGCACCACUGCCUUGA
Messenger RNA from Colletotrichum tamarilloi, 1140 nucleotides. RefSeq names its product UMTA. The transcript has 7 exons. The coding region runs from base 1 to 1140 and encodes 379 amino acids. Lineage: Eukaryota; Fungi; Ascomycota; Sordariomycetes; Glomerellales; Glomerellaceae. The record is from RefSeq and is a predicted model, not a curated record. Gene Ontology annotation, molecular function: methyltransferase activity.